GGAUUUAGCCGACGUCAGUGCCGUCCAUAAAUCGAUAUGAUCGCAAAUCGAUCCGACAUAAAGCUCUAUUUAUAGCUCUAAGUAAACACGAACACUUGAUAGGUCGGUAUAAGUUAGUGGAUGUGAUGAUUUGUGUUGUAUACCGCCGUGAUUACUUAGCUUGAUAUUUGUAUUACGAUUGAAGUUUGCCGGACGAAAUAUUUGUUUUGACACGUGACACCAAAAGAUUGCAGCAAUGACUAACUCUAGCACUGCCACCAGCACAUCGUCAGGUCGCCUGUGACCACAUUUCAUUUUUUUUUAUUAAAAUAAUUGUUGUUGUUGGCUAGAGAAGAUUAAUAUGACGUCACCAUUCGUGAUUCACAAACAACUGGCCACUGGGCGGUUCGUCAAUGUUUACCAGCUGGGUACACACGAUCAGGGAACGUUUAUCCUUAAGAUACUGGACACCUCUACAGCAGACGCCGAGAAAACGAAAGCGGAAGUCGAGUCUGUCCUUGACCUGAAACACCCCCACGUCCAGCAGUGUUGCUCGUACAGUUUCGACUCUGACCGGAAGUUGUACUUGCUGCUUCAGGAGGUCAAGUGGUCACUACAACAUGAGCUGGAGAAACGAAAUUUUAAGUGGAACGACGAUUUUAAACUGCUGGCUCAGAUGGCCGAUGGCCUCAAGUUCCUACAUUCCAAGAAUGUAUGUCACGGCCAUCUUAGGACUGAUCACGUGUACCUAGACAUGGACAGAAAUAUCAAGUUGGGAGAAGUGGCCAUUGUCAGAAAACCGGACAACUUGACCAAGCCCGUCAUGUUCUAUGAACUGAAUGCCGGCAGACCGUGCUACCUGGGGCCAGAGGUCAUUGACCACAAGCCCUACACAACCAAAACAGAUGUCUGGAGCCUGGGCUGCAUAUUCCUGGAAAUCUUGAGCCAAAAGGCGCCUUUUAUCUACGGCAAUCUGGCAGGCAUCACAAGCGGCGUCCAUCCAAAAAUAUCCACAUUACGGCAUGGCUUACCUCUAUCAAAUUUGAUCGACAAGAUGUUGGCAGUUGAGCCGAGCAUGCGCAGUACAGCGGCGGAAGUGUGUGACACAUUGAAGGAUAUCCGAGGAAUGGAAGUGGUAUCAGCAGACGUGACAUUCCUGCCCAGGCUGUACCUGGACUGGGGGAAGGUGUAUGCUGCCCUCGCCAAGUACAGGCACGAUGUUAUUGUGGGGACAAAGUCAACGUGUUGCUCCUUAUUGUAGCGGGCCCUGUCUCCUGAUGUAAUGGUCCCUGAUGUAAUGGCUCCUGUCUCCUGAUGUAAUGGUUCCUGUACCAUCAUGUAAUGCCCCCUGUCUCCUGAUGUAAUGACCCCUGAUGUAAUGGCCCCUGUCUCCUGAUGUAAUGGCCCCUGUCUCCUGAUGUAAUGGCCCCUGAUGUAAUAGCCCCAGUCUCCUGAUGUAAUGUCCCCGCCCCUGAUGUAUUGGCUCCUGUCACAUCAUGUAAUGCCCCCUGUUAUUUUAUGUAAUGUCCCCUGAUGUAAUGCCCCUGUCCCCCUGAUGUAAUGUCCCUUGUUCCAUCAUGAAAUGGCCCCUUGUCCAAUCAUGUAAUGGCCCUUAUCCUAUCAUGUAAUGGCUCCUGUCAUAUAAUUGAAAAUAAACGCUGUGAUUUCAUGAAGCUGAUAUAUAAAUAUUUGCCUUUAAGAGUUAUCAAAAAGCAACCUUAGUCAUCUAACUGGCAAUAAAAGAUGGUUUGACUAUUAUUUUUAUUAUUUUUUUUUCUGAUGUGUGCUAUUUUACUUUGUUAUGAAAAUAUACUAAUGCCACCAAAGCUCCACAUCACAUAACAACCAGAAAAUGCACUAUGUUAUUCUUGCUAAAGCUCCAUAUAACAAUUAGAAAAUGUACAAUGUUAUUCUUGCUAAAGCUCCACAUAUCAACCAGAAAAUGUACACUGUUAUUAUUACUAUAUAACAAUUAGAAUAUGUACUGUAAAGUCUUAUUCUUGCUAAAGCUCCACAUUACAACCAGAAAGUGUACAAUGCUAUUAAA
Physella acuta is the source of this 2026-nucleotide messenger RNA. Its product is annotated as serine/threonine-protein kinase Nek3. Gene Ontology annotation, molecular function: protein kinase activity; ATP binding. The record is from RefSeq and is a predicted model, not a curated record. Gene Ontology annotation, biological process: protein phosphorylation. NCBI's taxonomy places the organism in Eukaryota, Metazoa, Mollusca, Gastropoda, Physidae.